AUGCUUUCUUUCGCCUUUAGAGUUUUUAAACCUUUAAUUUAUAGUGUAGUUGGACUUUUUCAACCUUCUGAUCCUGCUGUAUCUUCCUCCUAUGUGAGAUUGGCCAAUACUCUAUUCGAAUUACAUUUUAAUUAUAUUGAGAAUAAGAAACCAAUUUCCAAUUUCUUUAUAACUUGUGAGUUUGAUGGUAAAACAGUGAGAAAGCAAGUAUUACUAAAAGGUGAUGGAAAACGUGAUGGUGGUAUCUAUCAUCAUGCAGUUGAACUUCAUCCACAAAAGUUAAUGUCCAUUAAGGUGGAAACCGAAAGUGGAAGGUUGUUAUUCGAAGCUCUAGAUAUUAAUACCAACAGUUUCAAACAAGAAACUCUAACAUUAAUGGAAAUGUCUAUUCCAGACAGAAAGCAAGAACUAUUCGAUUCUAUUAAGGACAAAUUAAUUUCCAUUUCCAAAAAUGUAAUCAUUGGAUCCAUGUCCAUCACAUUUAGUGGCAAAUCAUCCCUCCUCAACAAUAUCUUCAAAACACUUGGUUCCAAACAUGUUCCAUUCCCAGUAGGAAGCACAGAACAAGCAAGAGAAGCUUACAAACUAUUUUAUGGAAGUUAUCCAAGUAAUGAUUAUUUGUCGUCGUUCACCACUGAAAUUCUCAAGAAAAAUGUGGAUGAUGUUGAGGGAAUGGAAUCUCUUUGGAUUUGGGAUUUGCCUGGAAUUUUCGAAUUUACCACUGCCGGUCAAAUGCCAACACUUUUGAGUUUGACAGAUGACUUAUUGAACAAGUUAUUUGUUACAAAGAAUGGAAUGAUGAAAUUGAAUGGUAACCAAGAGGAUAAAAAAGUCAAUCGAGAAGAAGAAGAAUUCUCACUGAAACCUCAAGCUUUAAUUGUAACUCUUCCAUUGGAGAAUAGUUUCGCCUAUAAUUCCACAAGUGAUAAUAAUAUUGCGUUAUAUUUUGGAAGAAUUUCUGGAUUUCUAUCAAAGGAGCAUAAUGUGAAAUCUGUUUAUUGUUAUACCAAGAUAGACGAAACUUAUAUUUACCAGAAUUACAUUUCAAAGAAUGUGGGAAUUACUAGCAUGUUGGACGAAACUGAUCCUACACCAGAUCAAAUGAAACUCAAUUUACUCAAACAAUUCCAUGAAUGGGAUAUUUUAGAAAGAAAGGAUAAUAAUUUUCCAGAUAUGGUUAACAGUGAUCAUACAAUUCCUUUUUUAUCAAUCAAUUCCCCAACUAAGGAAAUUGACAACUUUUUCCAAGUUCAAUAUUUGGAAGUGUUAAAUCUGGCAUUGGAUAAAUGUUUCCAGAAGAAAUCAUCCCUCUCAUGUGAAUCCAUUUGCAUUGUUAAAAAAUAA
Messenger RNA from Naegleria gruberi, 1344 nucleotides. RefSeq lists its product as uncharacterized. The transcript has a single exon. Lineage: Eukaryota; Heterolobosea; Eutetramitea; Acrasida; Naegleriidae. Bases 1 to 1344 code for a protein of 447 amino acids. The record is from RefSeq and is a predicted model, not a curated record.